AUGUUUCUCCUCCAAAUUUUCAACAUGCUCUUUGUGCCAUCUUCGAAAGAGGGGGAAUCCAAGUAUGAUCUCUCUCUCUUUAAACCUGGGGACCUGCUAGAAGUACCCAGGACCCUUUUCACGCAUUUCGGCAUUUAUUUGGGUGACAAUCGGGUGGCACAUCUCAUUCCAGAUAUUUUACCGGUGUUGACGAAGGACAAAGCUAAAAUCGGCAAAAUGGUGACCAACAAUCGUCUGAUUUUGGGGGUUAUAACGAAGACGGCGAGCGUAAGAGUGGACUCAGUGGUGGAUUUUGCAUAUGGUUCAGAGAUUCUGAUCAACCACAUGGACAGUGUGUGUAAGCAGCCCCCUCUGGAUGGGGAUGAGGUGGCCCGAAGAGCUGAGAAGUUGCUGGGUUCAGUGACCUAUAGUCUUCUUUGGUACAACUGCGAGCACUAUGUCAUGUACUGCAGAUAUGGCAUGGCUAUCAGCUACCAAACUUACCAGUUUUGUACAGCGGUGCGUAAGGUGGUGUGCAGUCGUCUAUGUGCGUACCUCACAGCUCUGUGCGGGGUCCUGGGCCUGUGUUAUGGAGGCUGUGUGGCCCCCUGCACCCUGCUCCUCACUGUGCUUCUCUCCUUUACCAUCUGGAUGGCUGCGUGA
Boleophthalmus pectinirostris (great blue-spotted mudskipper) is the source of this 642-nucleotide messenger RNA. Its product is annotated as lecithin retinol acyltransferase family protein. NCBI's taxonomy places the organism in Eukaryota, Metazoa, Chordata, Actinopteri, Gobiiformes, Gobiidae. The coding region runs from base 1 to 642 and encodes 213 amino acids. Gene Ontology annotation, biological process: retinol metabolic process. Gene Ontology annotation, molecular function: phosphatidylcholine-retinol O-acyltransferase activity. The record is from RefSeq and is a predicted model, not a curated record. The transcript is spliced from 2 exons.